CAUUGUUGAAGGUCUGUCGAUGACUCUAUGGCACUAUGGCAACAACUAUCUACAUGUAAUGUGAGCACGAUACAGGAGCUUUAUGGUCACAGUCCAAUCAGUAUUUUGGUAAGACACAACUUAGCAGAACACAUAGAAGUACGACCAUGGAGCCAGUACAAUGUGGAGGAUCCGUCUCACCAGAGGGACAUUCAGCAGGAGUUUGCUCAUUUCAUGAUGAUGUUAAAGUUUAAGAUAAGUGAGUUGCGGAACAGUGGGGAUAUGGAACGAAUUAUAGACACCUCCCAAAGACUAGAGGAACAGUACAACAUUCUAAACAACAACUUCUCUACAAACCCCAGCGAGUUUAUCAAGAAAAUGCAGCACCUGCUUUCUGAGGAAGCGAAGAUACUCCGUGCAGCAGACACCCCAGAAAUGGAAGUGAAACCCACUAUAGGUGACACGUGGAUGGGGGAUUUGCAGGGCUCCCUCUUCUCCCUCUCCUUUAAGCACGUCAAGGAGCUGAAAGCAAGGAUAGACGAGCAGAUCAACACGCUGGAUGAGAGGGCUGAUCUAAAGAGGCUGAGUCAGGAGGAGAUGCACAGGAAAACAGCAAGCUUCCAAGCUCGCAUGUCUGAGAUGAAUGCUGCUCAGCGGGAAAGUUUUCAUCAGAACAGAGAGAGAUGCAUGAGAACACUCCAAGGAAUGCACUCUCAGAUUAACGAAGUAGUUACUCGACUACUCUCUCUAUUUGAUGAUAUAACAAGAAAGCUCAAAGAGGCCCACGACUAUAUUCUCAAGGAAAUAGAUGACUGGAAGGAAGAACAAAGAAGGGGGAUGAUCAGUGGAAAGCAGCCACCCUCCCUUGACUACAUCGAGAGGGACGCUUGCGUGCUCGCUGAUGCUCUCACGGGGUGCGCCAGCUACUACGCUCGCUUGCGAGAUCAUCUGGACGACAUGGCGGAGAACAGAUCCCUAAUCUUGCAGUUCCACGGUGUGAUACUCAACUUUAUCAGAGCCCUCAUGUUCAAGUGCUUCAUCAUAGAGAAACAGCCUCCACAGGUAAUGAAGCGGGAUACAAGGUUCUCGGCCGGCGUCAGAGUUAUUGCCGGUGAACGCUGGGGAUUUGCCAUCAAACAACCAUCGGUGAAAGUGAAUCUAGUAAAUGCUGAGCAAGCUCAAGCUAUUCUGAACCACAACAAUAGUGAUGUACGAGACGUUCAGGUGUGCGGAGAGGUCCUCAACGGUGAUAAGGUGAUGGACUACUCUACAUCGACAAAGACAGUACAGUUCCAGUUCAAGAACCUUGUCCUGAAGAAGUUGAACCGAGCAGCGGACAGACGGGCUGCUGAACUUGUGACCGAGGAGAAGUUUGGUGUUUAUUUCCAGUGCUCGGUAGACCUACCUUAUAAGAGAGCUACUCACCUCACCCCCACUCCAACAUCGGAGACUCCCGCAUGGUGCUUCCAGCCGUCUCUCUCCCCGUCACAGUGACCGUCCAUGGCAGUCAGUCCUCCGCAGCAGAGGCCACCAUAUUCUGGGACAACAGUUUCGCUCCAAGGAACAGAGAGUCUUUCGUUCAUCCCGGUGCACACCCGUGGGGCGAACUUAAGGCCCGGAUAAGUGACUGUUUCAUGAAAAACACCGACCGUUAUCUGAACGAAGAUGCACUGCGGUAUUUAGGGAUGAAAGUGUUAAAUCUUGACUCACCAGAUGAUUUGGACAACAAGCCAGUUUCGUGGCAGGCUUUCUCCAAAGAUACUCUGAAGAGACCCGACCGGACGUUCACUUUCUGGGAGUGGUUAUACAGCUGCAUCGACCUCAUCAAGAAACACUUUCUGCCCAUGUGGAAGGAUAAUCUCAUCGAGGGAUUUAUAUCGAAAGCAAGAACAGAAGCAUUACUGAAGUCAGCUGAACCGAACACAUUUUUACUCAGAUUCCCAGACUCAAAACAGGGAAUGAUAUCGAUAUCCUUAAAACAACCUGACUCAAGCGUCAAGCACAUCAUCUACUCCGCUGCAGAAUUAAAAAAGCACGGUCUAGCUCAGAGAAUUCUUGAUCCCGAUGUUUUACAGUUUUUGUAUCCCCGCCAUCCAAAAGAGAUGAAGUUUAAGAAGUACUACAAGGCUGUUAAGGAGGAAGUGCCGGGCUACGAGAAAGAUCUGAUCAAAGCCCACAUCCCGCUCGAACAAGUCGAUAUUAUGAAACUCGACACUUUAUUCACUGAACCGGAGUCUGGAAAUGAAAAUGAUUUGAUGGAAAUCAUCUCUUAUUUUGAUUCCUAUUGAAGAGGGCUGGAACAUCAAACGUUGUUGCCACGUGAUGCCCAUAUAAGGAGUGCUACUUGUUGCUCGAUCUAUUUGUCAGACCUGACUUAGGAAUCUAGGAUGGCCCCACACCUUUCCUCUCUCCUGACUGUGACUGUAGGGCGACUUGAUUUGAAGUGAGAGUUAAUUGUGUGAGUGAACUUGGAUAUUAGUGGGUAGGUGAGCUUGUUUUGACACGUGUUUUUUUUUGGCCGAUCGUUUUCAUUUGUUACAAAGAAGGCUCACCUCCCUACUUAUAUCCAAGUCUAUAUAUUUGGUUAAUUUUUGGGCGACGAUCCAUGAUUUAAUGACACGUGACAUAAUGACAGAGUUCAGACCCUGAAACAGUAUUGAACAGCACUGUCACGUGUCUAAGCAAGUUGAGAUAUAUAGAUCGCCUCCCCACUAUGAACCAAGUGUACACGGUACUCUCAAACUACAGGUGUCCACCAUUUUAAUACGCUGGAUACGUCCACUUCUUAAUGUUUUAGUCUGAAUAAUGACUUGAAGACCUUGUUAGCACACGCAGGUUUUUUCAAUAUCUGCUUUUUUUCAAUUCUACUUUCAAAUGUCAGUAAAUUUCACAGUUUGAAUUAAUGCUUUUUCGCGACCAAGUUUGUAUUCUUAUUCGGGCAAUGUUUUAACUUAAUGGUGUGUCGAAAUUGGUCAAAAACAACCAUGCGAUUUUAAAUACUUGCAUUUGAAUACAAGCUAUGAAUCUAAUGUUGAUCA
Molecule: messenger RNA, 3017 nt
Organism: Bolinopsis microptera
Lineage: Eukaryota; Metazoa; Ctenophora; Tentaculata; Lobata; Bolinopsidae
Product: signal transducer and activator of transcription 5A-like
Exons: 19
Coding region: 28-1473 (481 amino acids)
Biological process (GO): defense response; regulation of transcription by RNA polymerase II; cell surface receptor signaling pathway via JAK-STAT
Molecular function (GO): RNA polymerase II cis-regulatory region sequence-specific DNA binding; DNA-binding transcription factor activity, RNA polymerase II-specific
Source: RefSeq, a predicted model, not a curated record